CCUCCCCCGCCGGGAGGGGAAGGGCCGUCCCCGGAGCGCUGCUUUCAGGGCCAAAGUAGGUUGCGAGUGGGAGGCGGUGGCUGCGGCUCCACGGCUUGGGGAAGAUGGCGCCGCCGGUGACGGAACGGGGGCUGAAGAGCGUCGUGUGGCGGAAAAUAAAAACAACAGUGUUCGAUGACUGCCGGAAAGAAGGCGAGUGGAAGAUCAUGCUGUUGGAUGACUUCACCACCAGACUUCUGUCAUCGUGCUGCAAAAUGACAGACCUUCUAGAAGAGGGCGUGACGGUUAUAGAGAAUAUUUAUAAGAAUCGUGAACCUGUCAGACAAAUGAAAGCUCUUUAUUUUAUCUCUCCAACACCAAAAUCUGUAGAUUGUUUCUUGCGAGAUUUUGGAAGUAAAUCUGAGAAAAAGUACAAAGCAGCAUAUAUCUACUUCACUGACUUUUGUCCUGACAGUCUCUUUAACAAGAUUAAAGCAUCUUGCUCCAAGUCAAUAAGAAGAUGUAAGGAAAUAAAUAUUUCCUUUAUUCCACAUGAAUCUCAGGUUUACACUCUUGAUGUACCAGACGCGUUCUAUUACUGUUACAGUCCAGACCCUAGCAAUGCCGGCAGAAAAGAAGCAGUCAUGGAAGCAAUGGCUGAGCAGAUUGUGACCGUGUGUGCCACUCUGGAUGAGAACCCUGGGGUGAGGUAUAAGAGUAAACCUCUAGAUAAUGCCAGUAAGCUUGCACAGCUGGUUGAAAAGAAGCUUGAAGACUACUACAAAGUUGAUGAGAAUGGCCUAAUAAAGGGUAAAACUCAGUCCCAGCUCUUAAUAAUUGACCGUGGCUUUGACCCUGUGUCCACUGUCCUGCAUGAACUGACCUUUCAGGCAAUGGCAUAUGAUCUACUACCAAUUGAGAAAGAUACAUACAAAUACAAAACAGAUGGGAAAGAGAAGGAGGCAGUUCUUGAAGAAGAUGAUGACCUGUGGGUGCGGGUUCGGCACCGGCACAUCGCGGUUGUUUUGGAGGAAAUUCCAAAGCUUAUGAAGGAAAUUUCAUCAACAAAGAAAGCUACAGAGGGGAAGACGUCACUCAGCGCGCUUACCCAGCUGAUGAAAAAGAUGCCGCACUUCCGGAAACAGAUCUCGAAGCAAGUCGUCCAUCUUAACCUAGCUGAAGACUGCAUGAAUAAGUUUAAGCUGAAUAUUGAGAAGCUCUGCAAAACUGAGCAGGACCUGGCACUUGGAACAGAUGCAGAGGGCCAGCGGGUGAAGGACUCCAUGCUGGUGCUCCUCCCAGUGCUGCUCAACAAAAACCACGACAACUGCGACAAAAUACGGGCAGUCUUGCUCUACAUCUUCGGCGUUAAUGGAACCACUGAAGAAAACCUGGACAGACUGAUCCACAAUGUAAAGAUAGAAGAUGACAGUGAUAUGAUUCGGAACUGGAGUCACCUCGGUGUUCCCAUUGUUCCCCCAUCCCAACAAGCCAAACCACCAAGAAAAGAUCGGUCUGCCGAAGAGACUUUUCAGCUUUCUCGAUGGACACCUUUUAUCAAAGAUAUCAUGGAGGAUGCCAUUGAUAAUAGAUUGGAUUCCAAAGAAUGGCCAUACUGUUCCCGGUGCCCAGCGGUGUGGAAUGGCUCUGGAGCUGUAAGUGCUCGACAGAAACCCAGAACUAACUAUUUAGAGCUGGACCGGAAAAAUGGCUCGAGGCUGAUUAUUUUUGUAAUUGGAGGAAUUACAUACUCUGAGAUGCGUUGUGCUUAUGAAGUUUCUCAGGCACAUAAAUCCUGUGAAGUUAUUAUUGGUUCCACACAUAUUUUAACACCCAGAAAGCUGCUGGAUGACAUAAAAAUGCUAAAUAAAUCCAAGGAUAAAGUUUCCUUUCUUAAGGAUGAGUAGCUUUUUUAUUGUGGUUUAGAGGUUUUGUUAACACGCACAGCUAAAGCAGAUGCUGCUGCGGUCACUGAAGCGGUGUAGUGUGUGGAGGAACGCGGUCUUCAGGUGGACACCUUGAGGAAGCUUAUGUUACUGGAUUUGCCAUUUCUAAUAAUUUAAGUACUGUUGCUGCUUUGUUCAAGACAUGAUGUUAACGGGCCUUGUAAUCAGGAAGUUUUCACCUUGGAGCAGAACCUGUUCUGAGGUGUGGGUGUUUUCACAGCCAGCUGUAUAUGUGCUCACUAAUUACUCACUGGAUACUUAUGCUGAAAUACAGUGUGGGCGAAAACGACUUUGAAUGAAGAGAUCAUAAACGUAAAAACUGUAAAUGUAUGUAUGAUAGAGUUAUUAUAAUGCAGUUUCUUAAGACUGAAAUUCAUAAUUUUUAUGUAUAAAAUAAUUUGUUAUUAAUAUGAUGACUUCACUAUGUAUAUUACCUGCAAGAUAAUUCUAAAGAACACAGUUUUAUAUGUUUGAGAUCGUGUCUGCUUAACUUAGAAACCAAAAAUAAUCAUGAACAUUCUAAGAGAAAAUAAAUAUAUUGUCAAAUUUU
This is a messenger RNA of Rattus rattus (black rat), 2475 nucleotides long. It is a transcript of the gene Stxbp3, whose product is annotated as syntaxin binding protein 3. Gene Ontology annotation, biological process: neurotransmitter secretion; vesicle-mediated transport; intracellular protein transport. The coding region runs from base 105 to 1886 and encodes 593 amino acids. The record is from RefSeq and is a predicted model, not a curated record. Gene Ontology annotation, cellular component: secretory granule; plasma membrane. Gene Ontology annotation, molecular function: syntaxin binding. NCBI's taxonomy places the organism in Eukaryota, Metazoa, Chordata, Mammalia, Rodentia, Muridae. The transcript has 19 exons.